AUGUUUUAUAGUGCAAGAAUCGGAGAUAAAGCACGUCUAGCAUUAUGUGACCUGGCAAUCAAUAAAAUGCUCACCCAACUCGUGGUUAUUUUUCCAAGACACGAACACCAUCCGACCCAAUUUAAACAAUGGAAUCUUACAGACGAUAUCGAUUCCGAGUCUUUCGCCGAGCAGGAUGGAGAACACGAGCUUAUAUUGCUUCCAUCGGAAAAAAUAAU
Messenger RNA from Ambispora gerdemannii, 218 nucleotides. The record is from the annotation of a GenBank genome assembly. Lineage: Eukaryota; Fungi; Glomeromycota; Glomeromycetes; Archaeosporales; Ambisporaceae.